AUGAUAAAAUUGUACGAAAUUCCACAACAUAAAAUUGUUCUUCGAUCACGAUUUUCACAAACAGCUCAAUGGGGUCUAGAACCAAAUAUGUUUAUUGAAGUUUACGGUGAUGAACAUCAGGCACGUAUAAUAAGUGCACUUUUUGGUAAAGCAUUUUGUCAAGAUGGUAUCGGCAUUGGCUGUGGAGAAGGCGAAGGAGAAAAUCAUUCUGUCCUAAUUGUUAAUAAAGAUUGGAAUAACGAUCAGGAACGAAUAAAUCUUGUUUCGAAAAUUCUUUACUAUUACUCGUUACUGUCCGCACAACUUGAUAUUAAUGGAGAACUAGCAUUUCAUGAUUAUUCCAUGUCAUCAUAUUCAUCUAAUGAUAUUAUUCAAUUAAUUAAUAGUGAAAAUAAUAAUAAUGAACAAUUUUUUAUUGAAGAAAGACAAGUGAAAAGUAAACGUGUUGAUCAAACCGAAUAUGAAAAUUUAUUAAUGCUUCUCGAGUCAUCGAAUAUGCGUCAUAUAUUUAAUAGAUUAAGACACGCACAUGUUCGUCUUUUCUCCGGAUAUGCAUGUGCUUCACUGGCGCUACCAUCCGUAUCAAUAAAACGACGAUAA
Messenger RNA from Rotaria socialis, 600 nucleotides. NCBI's taxonomy places the organism in Eukaryota, Metazoa, Rotifera, Eurotatoria, Philodinida, Philodinidae. The record is from the annotation of a GenBank genome assembly.